Messenger RNA from Bolinopsis microptera, 2364 nucleotides. Its product is annotated as hydroxymethylglutaryl-CoA synthase 1-like. Gene Ontology annotation, molecular function: hydroxymethylglutaryl-CoA synthase activity. The record is from RefSeq and is a predicted model, not a curated record. Bases 21 to 1442 code for a protein of 473 amino acids. The transcript has 10 exons. NCBI's taxonomy places the organism in Eukaryota, Metazoa, Ctenophora, Tentaculata, Lobata, Bolinopsidae. Gene Ontology annotation, biological process: acetyl-CoA metabolic process.
AGGAGUAGCUCCCUGAUAUCAUGUCAUGGCCUGAAGAUGUAGGAAUACUCGCUCUAGAGGUUUACAUCCCAAAAACUUACGUCGCUCAUGAUGAGCUGGAGGUGUUCGACGGGGCCAGCACAGGAAAGUACACGAUAGGUUUAGGACAGCGGGGUAUGGGGUUCUGUUCAGAUGUUGAGGAUAUCUGCUCCCUGAGUCUGACGGCAGUACACGGACUCAUGGAGAGACAGAACAUCAGCUACUCCGAUAUUGGUCAUCUCCAGGUAGGAACAGAGACGAUACAAGACAAAUCAAAAGCAGUAAAAACAGUACUGAUGGACCUGUUCGUGAAGCACGGUAACACGGAUAUAGAGGGGGUGGAUUGUAUUAACGCAUGUUACGGCGGGACUGCUGCUCUCUUUAAUGCUAUUAAUUGGAUCGAGAGUAGUUCUUGGGACGGAAGGUACGCAAUAGUAGUAGCAGCUGACAUAGCAGUCUACGCUAGCGGACCUGCCCGACCUACGGGCGGAGCUGGAGCUGUCGCCAUGCUUAUCGGGGCUAAUGCCGUCCUUUCCAUCGACAGAGGUCUAAGAUCCACGUACAUGGCGCACGUGUACGAUUUCUACAAACCGGACCUGAACUCCGAGUACCCACGUGUAAAUGGGAAACUUUCCAUUCAGUGCUUCCUCAAGGCUCUGGACGUUACUUAUAAGGGGUACAAAGAUAAGGCAGCCAUGAAGGAUAACCAGGAUGUGGACCUGUCUUAUUUUGAUUUUAUGACAUUCCAUUCACCGUACUGCAAACUGGUUCAGAAAUCCUUUGCUCGGUUAUGUUAUCAAGAUUACCUUGCAGACAGUACUGUUACCGACAAACUGGAACAAUUCAGACACGUAGCAGUUGAAGACACCUACAUAAACAGAGACUUAGAGCGAGCCUUUAUCUCCCACAGUCAAGAAGAGUUCGACAGGAAGACGGCUCCUUCACUCCUCAUUCCUAAAAACGUGGGCAACAUGUACACUGCAACCCUCUACUCUUGCAUCGCUUCUCUUUUCGUCAAUAACUCUCCAGAAGAAAUGCUGGGUAAGAGGAUAGGAGCAUUUUCGUACGGAUCUGGACUUGCUGCCAGCAUGUUCUCCUUUACCGUUACUUCAGACUUGGACAAGCUUAGACCCUUCUGCAAUGAUCUUAGUCAUCUUUCUCAUCAUCUCAAUAAUAGAAUAAAGGUAGCACCAGAGGACUUUGAGAAGAUGAUGAAGAAAAGAGAACAGAACCACUACCUUCCUAACAGGACGCCAUCCUACCCUGCUAACAGACUCAGCCAGGGAACUUAUCACAUAGUACAGGUUGACGAGGAACAUAGAAGAACGUACACUCGCACCUCCGUACUGGAUACCCUACACAAAGCCCCUGGUGGGACCACCAACCACGACAAAUGCGCUGCGCAUUACUGCCCGCACAUGUAACGCUCUGUCACAAACAUAGCACGUGUAACACACUGUCACAAACAUUGCAGGUGUAACACACUGUCACAUGUCAUAAACAUCGCACGUGCAACACAGUCACAUUUCCAUGAAUCGCACGUGCAACACUGUCGCGAACAUCGCACGUGUAAACUGUAACACUGUCACAUGUCACAAACUUUGAGUACGGCCAUUCAGAAAAUGCGGCAGUUGUUACGGAGUGAUGUCUAGAUGCACCUUUAGUAUGGCGCCUGCCAGAGGAACCAUGGUGCUUAUUAUUUAGUUAUUUAUCUUCCAUAAUUUAGUUUUAAGUUACUUUUCCAUAACUUACUUUUUAGUAUAUAUUGGUUUGUACUGGGUUUUGUACGCAUCUUACCUCCUGUACCACUCCAUCUUUACCGUUUUUUCAAACUUACUUUGUUUACGUCAUCACUGUUCCAGUUUUACCUAGGAAUCGGUUAUGUUAUUUCUACAGUGAAGUUCUAUACUCUUAAGGUGUUGAAUUUGAGAUAGAAAUCUGGCAAAACGGCUAGCAGUUUUUCACCGAAAUUGCGAAAUUAAAAUAGUAAUCCCCGUUUGUUUCUGAUGGACAGGAAGGCCCCCAUUUUAGAUAACUCGGGACUCUAUCUCAAAUCUCAGCACUAUAGAGAUAAUAUAUUUGACAUACCUUACUUUUUGGAUGCUAGUAAUUAUAAGUAAAGUUUAAUGUAUCGAAAUAAAUCCCCUAUUUGUACUAGCAUGUACUUUUGUGUAAUCUGAUAACCGAAAUUUACUCUAUGGUUUGAAGUUUUGAGGUACGAACUUCAUGAUUUAAGCAUUAUGGAUUUGUUAAAUUUUGGACAUCAAGUAAAAUAAUAUUGUAAUUUAUCGAUCGCUGUUGUGGAAUUAAGCUGCAUUGCACAUUGACACAUUUUCAUUUUGUUAA